Messenger RNA from Taeniopygia guttata (zebra finch), 2560 nucleotides. RefSeq names its product apurinic/apyrimidinic endodeoxyribonuclease 1 (gene APEX1). The record is from RefSeq and is a predicted model, not a curated record. Gene Ontology annotation, molecular function: endonuclease activity; DNA-(apurinic or apyrimidinic site) endonuclease activity; double-stranded DNA 3'-5' DNA exonuclease activity. Lineage: Eukaryota; Metazoa; Chordata; Aves; Passeriformes; Estrildidae. Gene Ontology annotation, cellular component: nucleus. Gene Ontology annotation, biological process: base-excision repair.
GCCGCCGCCGCGGCCGCUGAUUGGUCCCGCGCGCCGCCGCCGCGGCCGCCGAUUGGUCAGCGCGGAGGAGGCUGAGGGGCGGGGCCAGCGCCAUGCCGAAGCGCGGGAAGAAGAAGGAGGAGGAGGAGGAGAGCGGCGGGGACGGCACGGGCCCCAGCCCCGCCAAGGCGGCGCGGGCGUGUCCGGCCCCGCCCUACGAGGACCCGCCCCCGCGGGAGGCCACGCCCGAGGGGCGGCGCUGGACGCUCAAGGUCAGCUCCUGGAACGUGGACGGGCUGCGGGCGUGGCUGCGCAAGGGCGGGGCACAGUGGGUGCAGGAGGAGGCGCCGGACGUGCUGUGCCUGCAGGAGACCAAGUGCGCGGCGGCGGCGGUGCCGGCGGAGGUGCGGGCGCUGCCGGGGCUGCCGCACCAGUUCUGGUGCAGCGCCAAGGACCGGCCGGGCUACAGCGGCGUGGGGCUGCUGGCGCGCAGCGAGCCGCUGGACGUCACCUACGGCAUCGGCGACCCGGAGCACGACGCCGACGGCCGGGUGCUGACGGCCGAGUUCCCGUCGCUGUUCGUGGUGUGCGCCUACGUGCCCAACGCCGGCCGGGGGCUGGUGCGCCUGGAGCCGCGCCUGCGCUUCGACGCCGCCUUCCUGCAGUUCCUGCGCCGCCUGGACGCGCGCAAGCCCGUGCUGCUGUGCGGCGACCUCAACGUGGCGCACGCCGACAUCGACCUGUGCCACCCGCGCGCCAACCGCGCCAGCCCCGGCUUCACGCCGCAGGAGCGCGACGGCUUCUCCCGCCUGCUGGCCGCCGGCUUCGUCGACUCCUUCCGCCACCUGUACCCGGCGGCGCGCGGCGCCUUCACCUUCUGGACCUACCUGGGCGGCGCGCGGGCGCGCAACGUGGGCUGGCGGCUGGACUACGCCGUGGUCUCGCAGCGCCUGCUGGGGGCGCUCUGCGACUCCAAGAUACGCAACACCGUGCCGGGCAGCGACCACUGCCCCAUCACCGCGCUGCUGGCGGUCUAGGGCCGGAACGCGACGGGGUUCCCGGGAAAGCGAUCGAAGGUGGGGUCUGGCGGCGUUGUGGGUUCGUAGUUGGGGGUGGUUUGGUGUAAUUUGGACCAAAAUUGGCUUAAAUUGGCUCAAAAUCGCUCAAAGUUGGAGUUGGGUGGAGUUGUCUGUUUUUAAUUGGAUGUGUCUUGGCUCGGUUUGGCCCAAAAUUGGCUUAAAUUCACUCAAAAUCGAUCACAGUUGGAGUUGAGUGGAGUUGUCUGUUUUUAAUUGGAGUGUCUUGGCUCAGUUUUGCCCAAAAUCGGCUUAAAUUGGCUCCAAAUCAUUCAAAGUUGGAGCUUGGUGGCAUUCUGUCUUUUUAAUUGGAAGUGUUUUGGCUCAAUUUGGCCCAAAAUCAGCUUCAAUUUGCUCAAAAUUGAUCAAACUUGAAGUUUGGCAGCAUUGUCUGUUCUUAGUUGGAGGUGUUUUGGAUAAAUUUGGCCCAAAAUUGGCUUAAAUUGGCUCAAAAUCGCUCAACGUUGGAGUUUGAUGACGUUGUCCGCCUUUGAUUGGCCCAAAAUUGGCUUAAAAUCAACCAAAAUUGGCUUUAAAUCACCCAAAGUUGGAGUUUAGUGUUGUCUGUUCUUAAUUGGAGGUGUCUUGGCUCAAUUUGGCCCAAAAUUGGCUUAAAUUCACUCAAAAUCACUCAAACUUGGAGUUUAAUGAUACUGUCUGUGUCUGUUUUUAAUUGGACGUGUUUUGGCUCUAUUUGGCCCAAAAUCAGCUCAAAUUUGCUCAAAAUCAAAGUUGGAGCUUGACGACGUUGUCCACCUUUGAUUGGACGUGUUUUGGAUCAAAUUGGACCAAAAUUGGCUUAAAUUGGCUCAAAAUGCCUUAAAGUUGGAGCUUGUGCUGUCUGUUUUUAAUUGGAGGUGUUUUGGCUCAAUUUGGCCCAAAAUUGGCUUAAAUUGGCUCAGAAUCACUCAAAGUUGGAUUUUGAUGGUGUUUGCUUUUAUUUGGGCGUCUUUUGGCCCAAUUUGGCUCAAAUUUGGCCCAAAAUUGGCUCGGAAUUAAUCAAACUUAAAUCAAGUCAAAAUUGCCUUAAAUUGGCUCAAAACCACCCAAAGUUGGGCGCUGAUGACGUCACCAAAGCCAAACUGGAACCCCCCACUUUUAAUCAAGUGAACAUUGACCCAAAACCCCCCGAAAUUGACCCAAAAUAGUUUUGAUGACGUCGCCGAGGCCAAGGCCACGCCGCCCGCCUUGACCCGAACCCAAAAUCGCCCAGAAAUGACCCAAAACCGCCCAGAAAUGACCCAAAACCGCCUGGAACUGCCCCGGUUCGGGCGUUGAUGACGUCAUCAAUGCCAAGAUGGCGCCCAGCCCUCGUUUUUACCCAAAUCCCCCCAAAACGCCCCAAAUUUGGGGUGCUCUCAGGUGCUGCCCUACCCAGACCCAAAACCGCCCCAAACCUCCCCAAAUCCUCUCCCGCCCCUCCCCCACCCCACGUAGGCCCCGCCCCCUUUAGGCCACGCCCCUUUCCCCGCGGUAUUAUAAUAAAGGUGAACUUUGGGGUGAAA